GCCGGUGCUUCCUGUUUGUGAAACGUGAUCGUCCUAGCAGCACAGACUCAAGCCUGAGAGCUAACCAUGCCAGGGAACCAACUGCAGAGCUGGCUGAAUGCUGCACUCUUUGGGCUUCUGCUUCUCCUCGUCCAUGUGCAGGGUCAGGACUCAGCAGAGUCCCGCCCCAUCAGAAACACACAUACAGGCCAGGUCCGAGGCAGCCUCAUCCAUGUGAAGGAUUCUAAAGCUGGUGUCCACGCCUUCCUGGGAAUUCCCUUUGCCAAGCCUCCUGUAGGACCACUGCGCUUUGCACCUCCUGAGGACCCUGAGCCAUGGAGUGGUGUGAGAGAUGGGACCUCACUGCCAGCCAUGUGUCUGCAAGAUCCUGAUGUAAUUAAUAUAGAGGGCCUGAAGGAGAUGAAACUGAAGCUGCCACCUGUCUCCGUGUCUGAGGACUGCCUGUAUCUCAACAUCUACACACCAGCCCAUGCCCAUGAGGGCUCAAACCUGCCUGUGAUGGUGUGGAUCCACGGUGGUGGGCUGGUUACAGGCAUGGCUUCCAUGUAUGACGGAUCCCUAUUGACAGCCACUGAGGACGUGGUGGUAGUUGCUAUCCAGUAUCGUCUGGGUAUCCUGGGUUUUUUCAGCACUGGAGACCAGCAUGCCAGAGGCAACUGGGGAUACCUGGACCAAGUGGCUGCCCUACGCUGGGUUCAGCAGAAUAUCGUCCACUUUGGAGGCAACCCUAACCGUGUCACUAUUUUUGGCGAGUCUGCAGGUGGCACCUGUGCGUCUACACAUGUUGUAUCCCCCAUGUCCCAAGGGCUCUUCCAUGGUGCCAUCAUGGAAAGCGGAGUGGCCCUGCUACCUUACCUUAUCUCGCACACCUCUGAGAUGUUGUCUACUACGGUGGCCAAGCUCUCUGGAUGUGAGGCCAUGGACUCAGAGGCCCUGGUGCACUGUCUGAGAGGCAAGAGUGAAGCAGAGAUUCUGGCUAUUAGCAAGGUCGUCCAGAUGAUGCCCGCUGUGGUGGAUGGGGAAUUUCUACCCAGGCAUCCCAAAGAGUUGUUAGUAUCUGAGGAUUUUCACCCUGUUCCCAGCAUCAUUGGUGUCAACAAUGAUGAGUUUGGUUGGACCAUUCCUAUGGUCAUGGGCUCUGCUCAGACAAUAAAGGAAAUAACCAGAAAGAAUGUGCAGGAUGUUCUGAAGAAUACAACAGCACAAAUGAUGCUGCCUCCAGAGUGUAGUGACUUGCUAAUGGAAGAGUACAUGGGAGACGUUGAGGACCCAGAGACCCUCCAAGUACAGUUCACAGAGAUGAUGGAAGACUUCAUGUUUGUGAUCCCUGCUCUCCAAGUAGCACAUUUUCAGCGUCCACAUGCACCUGUCUACUUCUAUGAGUUCCAACAUGCACCCAGCUACUUCAAGGAUGUCAGGCCACCCCACGUGAAGGCUGACCACGCUGAUGAGGUUCCUUUUGUCUUUGGUUACUCCUUCUGGGAAACAAAACUUGACUUCACUGAGGAGGAGAAGCUGCUGAGCAGGAGGAUGAUGAAAUACUGGGCCAACUUUGCAAGACAUGGGAACCCCAACAGCGAGGGUCUACCCUACUGGCCUGUGAUGGACCAAGAUGAGCAGUACCUGCAGCUGGACACCCAGUCUGCUGUGGGCCGAGCCCUGAAGGCCAGAAGGCUGCAGUUCUGGACCAAGACUCUGCCCCAGAAGAUCCAGGAGCUAAACAUGGCUCAGGACAAGCACACAGAGCUUUAGUACUCUGUGUCAGGAAAGGUGUUUAGGGUUUGACGUCGAUAGCAUUACAAAGUCUGUUUAUUUUUAUUUGUUCCAACAUUUACAUAAGCAAUUGUAAUCUCAGUCUUUUUUUUUUUUUUGACUGAGAAAAAAAGUUUUGAGGUUUCAUGUAUGAAAAACACUCUGUGUAUUAUUCCUUAUCAUUCUUGGGAAAAUAAAUAA
Messenger RNA from Apodemus sylvaticus (European woodmouse), 1953 nucleotides. RefSeq names its product acylcarnitine hydrolase-like. The coding region runs from base 67 to 1752 and encodes 561 amino acids. Gene Ontology annotation, cellular component: intracellular membrane-bounded organelle. The transcript is spliced from 12 exons. Gene Ontology annotation, molecular function: carboxylic ester hydrolase activity. The record is from RefSeq and is a predicted model, not a curated record. NCBI's taxonomy places the organism in Eukaryota, Metazoa, Chordata, Mammalia, Rodentia, Muridae.